AUGCCGCCUAUACGUAUUAAGAAAUUUUCAAAUGAAAUUACUAAAGGUAUAGCGCGCGAUAAUAAUGUACAUAUGCUUUAUCAUAUACAUCGUAGACAAGAAGAUUUUAAUAACAAUCAUAAAAUAAACCCAACUUCAGUCCCCUCAAUUCCGACAGUAUCAUUGCCACAUGGUUCAAUAUCUUUAACUUUGGUUACUACUUCUACUAUUAAUGCUACGCCUGCUGCUGGUACUGAUAUUGAUACUGCUACACCUAUUGCUAGCGCUACUGAUACCGAUACUGAAGCUACUGCUACAGAUAUUGGUGAUCUAUUACCUACUGAUCCAUCAACUCCAAAAAUACCAAAAAUACCAUUUCCAUCAAUACCACCUUCUAUUACCACUCCGAUAACAUCAGAUAUUCCUACUACUGCUACUCCGAUACAAACACAAAAUCCUUUAUCUUCUUCCUUUUCAAUAACAUCGACAACAACAGCAACAACAACAACAACAUCUCCAUUUCAGCCAAUACCAAGCUCAGGUUCACCAAAUGACACAAAAUCAAAUAAUUUACAUGUGUGGAUGUUUUCAAUAUUGGCAGUUGCGAUAUUAAUUAUGAUCUUAACAGUCUUAGCUUUAAUAUAUAAAAAAAGAAAAGGAAAAAGAAAUACUUUACAUAGCAUAAAUGCUGGAGAUAUAACUGACAAGGAUAAAGAAAAUAGUUCAAAGUCUAAUUCAUUAACUUCUUCGAUUAAUAGCAUUUCUUCUUCAUUCAAAAUAAAAAAAGGAAAAAUUGUACCCGGAGAUAUUCAUGUUAGUAGUCCUCCUGUACCAAGUAUAGUUGAGGAAAAACCUCACAUGCCAACAUUAAAACGUACUCAAACAACUGUGUCUGCAUUUCAAGAAUUGGUUGAUUUAACCGAUGAUGAACAUUUUAACCUAAGAAAAUCUACUAGUUCCGGUAUAUAUACGAUUGCUUCUCGCCUUAGUAGUACUCCAACCUAUGUUAAUUAUGAUGCAGAAGAAGGUUCUUCAAGUAAUGUUACAAACGUAAUUCCUUUAAAUCAAGAGCGUAUUGAUACUAUAAUACCUCACUCAAAUGCAGAUAGUGGUGGUGGUGGUCUCACAAGAACUUUUGCUUCCGCAACAAUCCCAUUUGACACUAGUAAUAAUGAAGAUAAUAAUAAUCAAUAA
This is a messenger RNA of Rhizophagus irregularis DAOM 181602=DAOM 197198, 1173 nucleotides long. RefSeq lists its product as uncharacterized. The record is from RefSeq and is a predicted model, not a curated record. Lineage: Eukaryota; Fungi; Glomeromycota; Glomeromycetes; Glomerales; Glomeraceae.